Messenger RNA from Columba livia (rock pigeon), 3472 nucleotides. RefSeq lists its product as uncharacterized. Bases 1 to 1029 code for a protein of 342 amino acids. The transcript has 2 exons. The record is from RefSeq and is a predicted model, not a curated record. NCBI's taxonomy places the organism in Eukaryota, Metazoa, Chordata, Aves, Columbiformes, Columbidae.
AUGUUUCCACCACCUUAUUCCCUCGACUUUGUCUGCGAUCCCCAAACUGAAGAAACGUCCCUGCAGUUCUUGCACCAACCCACAGCAGCCUUCUGGGUGAGGAGUGGGAGCCGGCAGGCGGGUUCGGAGAGGGACAGACGAGCUCACCCUCAGCCCGCGGCAGCUCCUGGCCCGCUCCUCAGAGCUGCCGCCGCUCUGGGCUCCGGCGCGGGUCCCGCCGCCGCUCUGGGCUCCGGCGCGGGUCCCGCCGCCGCUCUGCGGAGCCGCAGCCUGCGCGGGUUCUGCGCGGCCCUUCCCGCAGCCUGCUUCAGGGGCCGAGGCGGCGGUGCUGGGGCCCAGCCGCGCUCUCCCCUGCCCCGGGGAGAUUCUGCUGUAAUCUCCUCCGGCCUUGCCUCAGCAGGUUAUUUUCGGAAGGGCUGUCGCAUUAUCCAGCGGCUGAGGCCGGCGGGAAGGGGUCGCAGCUCCGCUGCGCGCCCACCGCUCCAGCCCCUUCCCACGGCCCGAUGGGCAGUGUCACCGCGCUUUCUGAGCCCCGAAUCCUGCGCGAAGCGCUGGAGUUGUUUGUGUUACCAGUCUGUAAGCAGGAAAUACCGAAAGAGGGUCAUGUUCGCGUUGAGGGAAUCUUGCAGUUGUAUGGAUAUUAAUAGCCAAGAUGUGAACGUUGACUUGCGAUGUCCUCUGGGCCAGGGACUGGGUGUCGUCUGCCCCCGGCCUCAAGUGCCCCGUGACAGCGUCUCUGAGGCCUUGAACUGCGGCUCUGGACAUCUGGGGCCAGUUCUGAGCUGCUUCGACUUCCCUCGAGACCUUGGGCCGAGUCACUCGUGCACCCUGAAGCUGGAGCAGCCCUGGUGCUGUGCCUGUUGUCCUCAGGAUGGGGUGUGUGAAUCCACCGGGCAGUGCUGGUGCUGUGCCUGUUGUCCUCAGGAUGGGGUGUGUGAAUCCACCGGGCAGUGCUGGUGCUGUGCCUGUUGUCCUGGGGACGGGGUGCGUUGUCCCGGAGCCUCUGGUCCCUGUAAUGCGGAUCAGUGAGACUGUCAGUCAGCUCCGCGGCUCAUCCUCUGGUUGAGGACGCUGGUUGUUCUCAGGGCGCUUGGCCUUUGCUCGAGCCCGCUGCCCCGACAGCGCUGUGAGUAAAGUCACCGCGCUUGGGAGGAAAUACAUGGGAAAGGCAGAGGACAAAUAUGGCCUUGUUUAAAGGAACUAUUGGGUUUUAUCGUGACCUAAAGCAACGUGCCUUAUUCAGCAGUUUGUAAAAACAGGAAGCUUUAUUUAGAAGGCUACGGCACUUGCUGAAUCAUGGAGCAGGAGAGCACAGAGUGCAAGAAUUAGUUUAAACAGAGCAAGUUUGGCAAUUUAUGGAGCUUUUCUUGUGUCCUCAAAGUUCAGUGUUGGUUGCCUUGACCAGACGCAUCAGACACUACCGCGGUGCGGCAGAGGAGGUGAAAUCCCGGUAAUCACUGGGGCAGUUUGCUCUCCUAAGGGAGACUGCUCAUGGAAAAUCCAACCUCCUCUUCGCCGUGAGGGGUUUUGGGGUUUGGAGGGGAAAAGAAAGCAAAUGGUGGUGGCCACAUUGGCUCCGGACCUUCUCAGAGCUUUACUGGAAACUUGUAUUUACAGCACCCUCCUUCCUGUGCAGGGAUCUGUUUUCAGGUUAAUCAGAAACAGCCCAGACUCACACUUGGACACAUGUGUUUGGCUUUGCACCUGCUGCUCCGGGUGCCGUUUCCGUUUGAUGGGUGGGAAGCUGGGUGUGUGCCCUGGGCGACGUCCCGCGCUGGCGUUGGUGCGGCUCCUCGGCUCUGCAGCCCCCCGUGCAGCGUUUUCCCGUCUCUAGAUCCAACGUGAGCAGCUCAGGAUCUUAUCUGUGUCACUUCAGCGCCGUGCGUUGCGCAAGUACAAACGGGGUGAGAGAUUCGGUGUCUGUUAACGCGGGGCAACGGCGCAGCCCCCCGCAGGGCGGGAGGGAGAGGAGGGCGAGGCUGGUGCUCCUCGCUGCAGCCUCACCUCCCGCUGCGAGCAGUUCUGUCUCUGAUCCUUGCAGCCUGCGGUUCUGGGUGACCUGGCCAUUCCGCGAUAAACGCUUUCUUUAUUUACAAGAAUAAAAGGGCAAGGGGGAGGAAGGGACACAGCAGAUUAUUAUUAUUUUUUUAAAAUAUCUUAAAACCUUCGCAGUGCGGAACCAGCUCCGUCUUGGGCUCCGGUUUUCUCCUCCUCUGGGUCCCCGAGUGAACUUUGUGUUUGUGAAGCGUUAAGCAGCCAGUUGGCGGCGGCUGGUGGAGCUGCGUGUGCGUUCCUGCAGGGCUGACGGGGACGCGCCCUGGGCGCCCGGCCCGCGGCUCGCCGGCUGACCUGCGCGGUGCCCGCCGCACCACUAGCCUUCCUUUCCUCCCCUUGUAACUUCAGCUGAAAGAAACAUGGGCUUCCAUUCCAUCCCAUUCCAUUCAUGUCCACCUGCAUCGUGCUGCCCCUUCCCUGGGGACUCCUGCUUGGUCUGCAUGAGACUCCUGUUGGUUUGGUGCCUUUCCUGCUGCUUUAUACACUGGUCUAGAGCUUUUCCUGGCUAGGAGCCCUCCAGUAGUGACUGUUAUUGUAGAAAACCUGGUCACUGCCCGCGCUGCCCCCGUAUCGUACAGUGAGUUGUAGCAAUUACGUGCUGGGGAGGAAACGAAGUGAUCGGGAAAGGCCAACUCCAUAGCGAGCAGCAGCUGACUUUAUUUUAAACCAAUUAAAUUGGGGAAUAGAGGGUGCUGUUAAGUUCAGCCCCUAGUAAAAGAAAACAGUGCAGGAAAAUGCAGUGUAUUAGCAGAAGCAUGAUUGUCUAGGCUUGUAGUAAACCCUGUGUAACUCUUGAAAGUAUUAACACACGGCAGCAUGCAGGGAAUGAUGAGGAGUGACGGAGAGGACCGCGCACGGGACAGAGAUGGUUUCAGUGGCAGAACGUAUUGAUGUGGGUUCUGUGCCGCUCUGGGGGUGGCGGUGGACACCGAGCUCCGGAGCGGCGCCGGCUCUUCCGCACGCGGCUCGCUCGGUUUUAAAUAGGACACCUUGCAGCGCUCGGGGGGAAGAUUAAUCCCCUAUGGGGUUAAUCCUUAAAUCCUUGGCGUUCGACUUGUGAACAAGGGAGGGAAGUUUGCAAUAUUCUCGGAAGUGCUCGGGGACCUCGUCGUUGAUGGUUUGCUGUCUCUUGUGGUUAACUUGGUGGGCACAUGUUCCUCUGGAGCUGCUUUUGGCAAGCACGUGUGUGUUUGAAAGACGUGUGGAGCAGGAGAGCGCGGGAGCUGGGGCGCGGGGCGGGGGGUGCGUGGAGGCGAGUCCGUGCCGACACUAACCCGCUCCCGCGGCGCCGCGCGCUCUCGUCUCUGUGUCGCGCUCCUAACCUCGCUGUGCAGAUAACCAGCCUGGUGUGAGAGCCCGAGCCUCGUCCUGCAGCUGUCUGUCUGUCCGUUCGCUGAAUGCUAAGUGUUCCCUGUCC